AUGGUGUCCAGCAAGUUUUCUGUCGUCGCUACGGCUGUUGCAGCCCUAGCUCCCCUGGCGUCUGCUUUCGAUGCCUCCUCAAGAUCUAACCUUGCCAUUUACUAUGGCCAAGGCUAUGACCAGCAACGUCUGAGCCACUUCUGUCAAGAGACCUCCUUGGACAUCAUCAAUAUUGGAUUUAUCAACUAUUUCCCCGAUCAGGGCGCUGCAGGAUGGCCUGGCUCCAACUUUGGCAACCAGUGCGACGGUACCACCUACGUUAUUGGUGGCGUCAAAACCCAGUUGCUGUCCGGCUGUCAUCAAAUCAUCGAGGAUAUUCCCAUCUGCCAGGCGGCUGGCAAGAAGGUCAUGCUGUCCCUUGGUGGUGCCUCUCCUGCAAACCAGAAGAUCCUCACCGAGGACUCUGCCGUCGCCUUCGCCACUUUCCUGUGGGGAGCCUUUGGCCCGGUCGCUGAGGGCUGGAACGGUCCUCGUCCCUUUGGGGAUGUCGUUGUUGAUGGCUUUGACUUUGACAUCGAGCACAACGGUGGUUUUGGUUAUGCCACCAUGGUCAACACCUUCCGUGAGUACUUCAAGGAGGUGCCGGACCGUCAGUUCUAUCUCUCGGCUGCUCCCCAGUGUGUCAUCCCGGAUGCGCAGCUCAGUGAUGCAAUCUUCAACUCCGCCUUCGACUUCAUCUGGAUUCAAUACUACAACACCGCUGCAUGCUCGGCCCGCAGCUUCGUGGACAACACUCUCGGAACCUUCAACUUCGAUGCCUGGGUGACCACCCUCAAGACCACCGCCAGCGCGAACGCCAAGCUGUAUGUUGGUCUGCCGGCCAGCAAGACUGCAGCCAACGCGGGUUACUACCUCACUCCCGAGGAGGUCGAGCCCCUGGUUUCCACCUACAUGGACCGGUACCCUGACACGUUUGGCGGUAUCAUGCUUUGGGAGGCUACCGCUUCUGAGAACAACAAGAUCGAUGGCAUCACCUAUGCCGACCACAUGAAGGAUAUCCUUUUGGACUGUGACCCGAGCCCUCCCGUAACCACCACAUCCUCCAGCGCUAUCCCAUCGAGCACUCCGGUGACUUCGGCCACGCCUUGGCCAUCAAGCAGUGCUGUGCCUUCCAGCACCCCUAGCAUCUCUGUGACCCCAUCGCCGUCUAGCAGUGCCGUUCCUUCCAGCACCCCAACUCCUUCUGCAAGCCCUUCGGCCUCAAGUCCCGUCGUACCUUCGAGCACUCCUGUUUCGUCCAGCACCCCGGUAAUUCCUGGAACUUCGACCUCUAGCAGCGCUGUCUCCUCAAGCACCCCAGUUGCCUUGAGCACCCCUGUCAUUCCUGGAACUUCGAUCUCUAGCAGCGCUGUCUCCUCAAGCACCCCAGUUGCCUCGAGCACCCCUGUCAUUCCUGGGACUUCGACCUCUAGCAGCGCUGUCUCCUCAAGCACCCCAGUCGCCUCGAGCACUCCUGUUUCGUCCAGCACCCCGGUCAUUCCUGGAACUUCGACCUCUAGCAGCGCUGUCUCCUCAAGCACCCCCGUUUCAUCAAGCACCCCGGUCAUUCCCGGAACUUCGGCCUCUAGCAGCGCUGUCUCAAGCAGCCCCGUUGCCUCGAGCACUCCUGUUUCGUCCAGCACCCCGGUCAUUCCCGGAGGCUCAACCUCUUCUAGCCAGCCAGUCGCAUCGUCAACCCCUCUGAGUACUUUGACUCUGACAGUUUCGCCUACGCCCGUCGGACCCCCAACUCAGUCCAGCACUGUGAUUUCUCCUGGCGUGCCUUCCUCCCCUGCAGUGCCCAGCUCACCCUCCGCCUCCGGCACGCCCUCCACGAGCAAGCCUGUCAUCCCUACCACUUCUUCGACCUCGGGACACUCCAGCGCCCCCGUUCCUUCAAGUGUCCCUCCCACCGGUUCUACGAUUGUCCCUGGCACCAGCUCGGGUGCUGUCAGCCAGUCAAGCUCCAGCUCCACCGAUGUGUCCAGCUCUAGCCAGACUGACGUCGGCACUUCCCCAUCGCAAACCGCCGGCCCAUCGACAACCACUGCCACCACCACGUCCUCGUCUUCCUCUGACGAGAGCUCUACUACCGUCGGCAACGGCAGCGGCAAUGGCAGCGGAUCGACUACCACUACUGCUGCGACCGAAUCCAUCACCGCUAUGCCUACCGCCAGCUCUUCGGCUGCCGCUACUGGCACCAGCUCGGAGCCUGUGACCAUUACCACUGUUAUCGUGACUUCCUACAUCGACAUCUGCCCUACUGGCUUCACCACUGUUACCACUACGUACACAACGACAUACUGCCCGGGCACUAACACUGCGACCGCCACGGCCACUGUUACGAACCCUCCGUCCGGACCUGGUGGAGCCGGAUCGCAAACCCCGGCUCCCACUGUUCCCGAAGGCUGGACCACCACCGUGACUGUCUGCACUCAGUGCGCUUCCAAGCCAACCACAGUGACGUUGACUCUCCCUGUGACUGUCACCGAGACCGAAACUGGGUCGACUUCGACCGGCGUUGUGCCCGCACCCCCUGCCGCUACUGGUGAGGGAUCGAACCCCACCCAGCCAUCGGGUGUUUCCCCCACCGGUGGUGCCGGCGGGUCUUCUGAAGGAGAGGUUCCUUCUCCAGCAGUGACUCAGGUUAGCAUGACUACCGACGUAGUGACCCUUACCCGUCCCACUUCGAGCCGCCCCCUGAUCCUCGGCACGGGCGCUGUCCGCCCUUCGUCGACGCUGGCUGUGAAGCCAUCGGCCAAGCCGUCGGGUCAAACCUCGGGCAGUGGCACACACUUGCCCAUUCCUCCUAGCAGCACUCAGGAAGGUGUGUCGCCCUUGUCCACCGGUGCUGCCUCGCGCAUGGCUGGGCUGGGUCACGGCUUGGUCCUCACUGUUCUCGCCCUGUCCGCGUUCUUCGUGUUGUAA
This is a messenger RNA of Aspergillus thermomutatus, 2907 nucleotides long. It is a transcript of the gene chiA1, whose product is annotated as class III chitinase ChiA1. Gene Ontology annotation, cellular component: extracellular region. The record is from RefSeq and is a predicted model, not a curated record. The coding region runs from base 1 to 2907 and encodes 968 amino acids. Gene Ontology annotation, molecular function: chitinase activity. NCBI's taxonomy places the organism in Eukaryota, Fungi, Ascomycota, Eurotiomycetes, Eurotiales, Aspergillaceae. The transcript is spliced from 3 exons. Gene Ontology annotation, biological process: carbohydrate metabolic process.